Monodelphis domestica (gray short-tailed opossum) is the source of this 4566-nucleotide messenger RNA. The record is from RefSeq and is a predicted model, not a curated record. NCBI's taxonomy places the organism in Eukaryota, Metazoa, Chordata, Mammalia, Didelphimorphia, Didelphidae.
GGUGCGACCAUUCCGGGGGACGCACGGCGCCGGCCAUUGGAAUGGAGGGGCGUGGCCCAGCUCCCUGCGGGGCCUGAGGCUUCUGGGCCAAUGGCCUCGCGUCGUUCGGGCCGGGGCAGGAGGGGCGAGAUGGAGGCGGGGCUUGGAGGCGUGGUCUGGACGAGAGGCGGGGUCGAUUGGAGCUGUCGCAGUGAAAGGCGAGCCUCGGCGGUGGAGGGAGGCGGCGGCAGCAGCAACGGCAGCGUCCGCUGUGUGAGUGUGUAUGUGUGUGUGUGUCUGUUUGCAGGCGCAGGCACGGCGGCGGCGGCGGCGGCGGCGGCUGGAGACGGCAGGGAGGGAGAUCUGCGGCAGCAUCUGGAAGGGGGAAGGUGCGAUGAAACCAGGUGCAGUGGCAGAGGCGCGGCUCCGGCUGCCUGCUCCAUAGCGCCUAGCGGGAACAAACGGCGGCGGCCCCGAGCCUGCAGAGUUGGCCCGGAGAAGACCCCAAGCUCCCGGGGUACCCUAUGCAGCCGCGACAGCAGCAGAAGCCCGACCUCGGCUCGCAUCUUGUAUGACGCGCUGACCGGACCCGGCCAAACGCGGGGGGCUCCCAGGCGGCUAAUGUGCAGCCCCUGAAGUGCCCUGGCAGCUCACAGAGAAGGAAAGUUGUGGACUUGUCCGUUCUGGGAAGCCUCUGGCCGCAAAGUCUGUCCAUCAGUCCGUCGGUCCGUGCUGGGAGAGGGAUCUACUCUAGCAAAGGGAGAGCAGAAGGUGGGGGAGAGGCACGGGUCCGCGGCCGCCCUAUCCCGGGGCGCACCGACAGCGGGUUGUUCUAGAAGCCGCGGACAGCUGUUUUCCCCCCGAAGGUUGCUUCUUGAAACUGUCUAGUACCCCUGGGACUCUGGGGGUCGGAGACAUUUGCCAAGAGGUCUUUCUUCUCCCUGGGCAUCUCUGCGGAAUCUUUUCUCACCUUCUGCGCUCAGUCCGGAGGCGAUCUCUCUUGGGAGUCCAGGGUGGCGGCUGAUCCCCAAGAGAACCUCCCCUAUCAACCUUUUUUCUUGGGGUUUUUUCGAUUCUGAAUCUGGAUUUCCCGUCUGGGAAAAUGUUCUGUCUUCUGGCCUUCAGAGUGUUGAUAGGAAAAAUCUGAGAAAAUGUGAAGGACUUGGAAGUCAACUGCAGGGUCAGAAGAGGGGCAGUCUGGGUCCCCGGGGACGUCCCAAAGAGUAAAGAUCCAUCCCCCCCGCAACACACACACACACCUCCUUGGACGUCAGGGAGCUCGGGUUGUAUCGCACGGAGCGGGCGACUAGACGGCAGAAAUGCGGCAGCCACCGGGCCUCUCCAGCAGCCGCAGGAAUCGCCUCUCCCGGGACUGGCGUCCGCUGGCUGAGCCUUGCUGAAGGCUGGACGACCCUACUGAGCUGCCGAAGAGGAAGAGCUAUCAGCCCUCGCCGCAUUGCCACCACCCCCAGCCCAGCCCCCUUUUCCCCCUUCACCCCCUCCCUUAUCUCCCAGGAUGUCUCUGGGAUUCGCUGGAAACUGAUUCAACUUGUAACUCCGCGGCUAGUCGAGCAGGGACCGUGGCCAGUGGGCCGGGUAGCUGCGAAGCCUUGGCAAACUGCUCCUACCUCCCCGGGGAUUCCACGCUGUCUACCCCUACUCUCCCUCUCCCCAGUUUUCUCGGACUCCUUUGGAAUCGCCUCUCCCCUAUGCGCCCUUGACCCACUCCUCCAGACGCUUGAGGGUCCUUCCUUCUCCGAGGCGGGAGUCGAGGAGGGGGGGGGCUCUCUCUGAUAAGGACCCCGGGAGUUCCCGCUUGUGUUUAGGAUUUGAGCCCGAGCAGACGGAGCGACGGGACAAGAGAGUCAGGGCCCCAGACACUCCUAUAAAGCGGCAGCAAGCUUCUUUGCCCGGGACUCGAGACUCUCCGUCUUCCGCCGGCCUCGCCCCGCUACGGCGGGAGGCUUGGGCCGAAGAUGCUGAUGAGGAAGACGCCCGCCUUUGCCCCAGCCUCCGUCUUCGGGGUGCGCCUUUCACACAAGUUCCUUUUCUUGCUCUUCCUCUCCGGCCUCAUCACCCUGUGCUUCGGGGCCCUCUUCCUCCUGCCCAGCUCAUCCCGUUUCAGGAGACUUUUCCUGCCUCUCCGGCCCCGGCGUCUCGCUACUGGCCCAGGGGCUGGGGAGCCUGAGUCACGGGGCCAGGGUCAAGCCGCGGGGCAGGAACCACCUCCCAACCCAGCCCCAGCCCCAGGAGCAAUGGCUGUAGGGCCUGGCCGAGGGGGGCGACACUCUCCAGGAGGCCCUACUACUCCCUGGGAGGAAGCUGGGGCCACCCGGGGCCAGCAGACUCCGGGAGCAGCCACUGGACUUCCCAAAGCCCCCAAGUCUCGCCCCUUGCCUACCCUGGUCUUCGAGGAGUUCAGGAGCCGCCUCCGGCACCCGGUGCUGGGGUCCAGGGGCAACUCAGAUGCCAAGAGCCUGGCUCAGAGGGAGAAAAUCAAAGAGAUGAUGCAGUUUGCCUGGUAUAACUACAAGCAGUUUGCGCUGGGGAAGAAUGAGCUGCGGCCAGUGACGAAGAAUGGCUACACCGGUGGCAUGUUCGGAGGCCUUGGUGGGGCCACAAUCAUUGAUGCCUUAGACACUCUCUAUAUCAUGGAGCUGGAGGACGAGUUCCAAGAGGCCAAAAACUGGGUGGAGAAGAGCUUUGACUUGGACGUGAAAGGAGACGCCUCCGUAUUUGAGGUCAACAUUCGAUACAUUGGUGGACUGCUCUCGGCCUACUACCUGACAGGAGAAGAGGUGUUCAGAGAGAAGGUCAUCAGACUCGGAGAGAAGCUCUUGCCAGCCUUCAACACCCCCACUGGAAUUCCCCGGGGGAUGGUGAACUUUGGGAGCGGUGUCAGCAGGACCUGGGGCUGGGCAUCUCUGGGGAGCAGCAUCCUAGCAGAGUUUGGAUCCCUCCACCUGGAGUUCCUGCACCUCACCAAGAUCUCUGGCAACCCAGUCUUCGCUAGAAAGGUGAAGAAUAUCCGAAGGGUCCUCAACAGAACCGAGAAGCCCAAAGGCCUUUACCCCAACUUCCUCAGUCCAGUCAGUGGCAGCUGGGUCCAACACCAUGUCUCUAUUGGAGGACUCGGGGACAGUUUCUAUGAAUAUUUGAUCAAGGCCUGGUUGAUGUCAGCCAAGACAGACAUAGAAGCUAAAAAUAUGUACUAUACCGCCCUCGAGGCGAUAGAAACCCACUUGCUGCAGAAGUCCCAGGAAGGACUGACCUACAUCGCUGAGUGGAAAGGGGGCGUCCUGGACCAUAAGAUGGGGCACCUGGCAUGUUUCUCUGGUGGUAUGAUUGCCCUGGGGGCUGAGGAUGCAGAAAUGGGAAAGAGGAACCAUUACAUGGAGCUUGCUGCCCAGAUCACAAAGACGUGUCAUGAGUCUUACAUCCGCACAGAGACUAAGCUGGGUCCGGAGGUGUUUUGGUUUGAUUUUGGGAGUGAAGCCACAACCUCCAGCCCCAGUGAGAGCUACUACAUCCUGCGGCCAGAAGUGGUGGAGAGUUAUAUGUACAUGUGGCGCCUGACCCACGAUCCCAAGUACCGCCAAUGGGGCUGGGAAGUUGUUGAGGCCCUCGAAAAAUACUGCCGGAUAGAAACAGGCUUCUCUGGGAUCCGGAAUGUUUAUACAACAUUUCCUGAACAUGAUAACAUGCAGCAGAGUUUUUUCCUGGCAGAGACACUUAAGUACCUCUAUUUGCUGUUCUCCGAAGAUGAUCUCCUCUCCUUGGAAGAUUGGGUAUUCAACACAGAAGCCCACCCACUCCCAGUGGGCCACAUACACAGUCUGGACAGAGCCCACUAGCCCCUGCCUCUGGACAGCCCCCAUCAUGACUGCCAGGAUCUGAGCACCCCGACAACAGGAUCUGCUUUUCAAGGAAGAGUCAGGCCCAUGUUCCCAACUCAGAUAGACAUCAGGUGGGGCAAUUUCCUUGGAUAGACACCUUCUUUUCCUCUAUGAGGAACCAUGCCAACCUCGAAAUGAGACCUUGGUCAAAGGCCAUUCAGUACACAGAAAUAUGGACAUUCCUUUCUACAGAGAAUUUCUAUGAAACCCACUGACUUUUCAUUCCAGGGGCCAGAGGGAGGAGAAGCCAACUACGAGAGAGGGCCCUUCUCCCCUCUCUCCCAUUCUGUCUUGUUUUGCCUUUUUUCUAUGCAGUUGGAUUCUAUUCCCAUUUUUAAUCACUAUUUUCAAUAUAAUGUGCUUUCUUAUGUGAUGUCAACAUGAUAAACGGAGUCAGCCACUCUUUGCUCCUGUCUUGGCCCCCAUUUUAUAUAUUUUCUGUGCUUUUUACCCAUUUAGAAUUAAUUUCCAAUCAUGUCACCUGGCUCUCUGAUCUGCGGAGAGAGAGUGCCUCUGCUCCUCAAGGUGAAACCGAGUGUUGUCAAUCACUGGUCUUCUCUUCCCAGCUACCCAUGAACCAGAAAAAAAUGCUCUUGUGAAAUAUGGACCAUGGUUGGGUUGAUCAUCCAGCAUCGAGGCCCAGGGAACCCCAUGCUGUAUUAUUGUCUGCAAUAAAAAUUGAUUUAAGAAA